This is a messenger RNA of Impatiens glandulifera, 816 nucleotides long. Its product is annotated as YDG domain-containing protein At5g47150-like. Bases 1 to 816 code for a protein of 271 amino acids. The record is from RefSeq and is a predicted model, not a curated record. The transcript has a single exon. Lineage: Eukaryota; Viridiplantae; Streptophyta; Magnoliopsida; Ericales; Balsaminaceae.
AUGACGAAACUUGAUUAUUUGGGUCUUUUCAAGAAACAAAAAACCAGAAACAGUGAAGAAGAAAUUGACUCCAAUUUGAAUAGGAAGAUGGGUAAACAGAAGAUAGAAUUUCAAAGUGGGUCUUCAUCAUUACCCAUUGUAGGAUCAUCAAUGAAGACAAAAGAUGAAAAAAAUGAGCCUCGAGAGAGAGUUUUGAAGAUUUUAAGGGUUGUUCGAAUUAUUUACGAUGAAUACUGGACAGAAGGUAGAAAUGGGCAAACAUCUAAGACAACUAGAAAGCGUAGGCCGGAUUUAAAAGCUGCUAAAGUUGUUGAAGAAAGAUUUGGGAAAUGUUUACCAGCAAUUGGUUCAAUUCCUGGUGUAGAAAUUGGUGACAAGUUUAACUUUAGAGUUGAACUUGCUCUUGUUGGGAUUCACAUGCUACUACAAAAUGGGAUUGACACCAUUAGUUUUAAGAAGACUGGUGAAAAGAUUUGUACAUCCAUUGUUGCUACAGAUGCUUACUAUGAUAAUGACAUGAAAGAUCCUGAUUACUUGGAUUAUUCUGGACAAGGAGGAUUUGUUAGUAGGAAUAGGAAAGAGGUUGAGGAUCAAAAACUUGAAGGAGGAAACUUGGCUUUGAUGAAUAGCAAGACUCAUCAAAAUGAAGUGAGGGUCAUCAGAGGAAGAAAGGAAAAUGGGAAACCAGUUUAUAUCUAUGAUGGUUUAUACCUAGUUGAAGAUUGUCGACAAGUUAGAGGAAGGAGAAGGAAUCUUAUUUUUAAGUUUGGCUUGAGAAGGAUUCCAGGACAACCAAAGCUUCCAAAAGGAUUUUAG